AUGUAUGGGAAAUGUGGGAGCGUGGAUCUCGUGCGUCAGAUCUUCGAUGCGAGCGUCGUGAAAGAUUCUUUCACCUGGAAUCUCAUGCUCACUGCCUACUGCAGCAACGGGCACAUCCACAAGGCCAAGAACGUCUACGAUUCGAUGCCCAGGUGGAACAUUGUCUCCUGCAAUUGUAUGCCCACGGCAUAUGCCCAAAACAGGCAUAUUCAGGAGGCCACGAGGUUCUUUUUCGUUUUAAUGCAAGGCCGGGAUAUUGUUUCCUGGAAUGCUAUCUUUUCUGCAUAUGCGCACAAUGGGUAUCUGGAAGAUGCCAAACAAAUUUUUGAAUUCAUGCCAAAGUGGAACCUCUUGUCAUGGACUGCCAUGGUUGCAGUAUAUCCACAGCUAGGAUUCUUUAAUCACGCAAGGCGAAUACUGGAAACUAUGCCAGAACAAGAUCUCAUUUCGUUGACGGCCAUGAUUUCUGCUUAUGCCCAAAACGGACACGUGGCAGAAGCGAAGCGGCUGUUUUACGAGGACAUUCCGCAGCAUAAUCUUGUAUCGUGGAAUGCCAUGGUCGCGACGUGUAGCUGGAAUGUCCGGGAGGCGAAAGAGGUAUUUGAUUCCGCCCCGGAAAGGGACACGGUGACGUGGAAUGCUAUGCUUUUGGCCUAUGCCCAUUGCGGGCAUCUUCAGGACACGGUGGACGUUUUUUGCCAUGCCACAGUGAAACGUGGUUUCGUGGAACGCCAUGUUGGAUUCUUACGUGGAAAACCACGAGUGGAUGGAAGCAAAAGCUUUGUUUGA
Messenger RNA from Selaginella moellendorffii, 789 nucleotides. RefSeq names its product pentatricopeptide repeat-containing protein At4g02750-like. Gene Ontology annotation, biological process: RNA modification. The record is from RefSeq and is a predicted model, not a curated record. NCBI's taxonomy places the organism in Eukaryota, Viridiplantae, Streptophyta, Lycopodiopsida, Selaginellales, Selaginellaceae. The coding region runs from base 1 to 789 and encodes 262 amino acids. The transcript has a single exon. Gene Ontology annotation, molecular function: protein binding; RNA binding.